Messenger RNA from Puccinia triticina, 573 nucleotides. RefSeq lists its product as uncharacterized. The record is from RefSeq and is a predicted model, not a curated record. NCBI's taxonomy places the organism in Eukaryota, Fungi, Basidiomycota, Pucciniomycetes, Pucciniales, Pucciniaceae. Gene Ontology annotation, cellular component: mitochondrion. The transcript is spliced from 5 exons. Gene Ontology annotation, molecular function: thiosulfate-cyanide sulfurtransferase activity. Bases 1 to 573 code for a protein of 190 amino acids.
AUGAGAUCCUACCGAGCACGGCCGGCCAGGAACCCAUUCAGGCCAGCGCCCACUAGUCUUCUCGCCAAUCGGGCUCCCAGCCUGCAACUCACUUGCGCCCAAGCCGGCCAUACGACUAUCGCCAGAUCAAUCUUCCUUCCCUCCAUCAAUCACCAUCACCCCCCUUCCUCGGCCCUCGGCGCUAGCUCUCAUCGCCUCGCGUCCUCAUACAACCCGUGGAAAAUGAACACGGAUAUCGAGUAUCGUGACCUCAAGCCUAUCACUGACAUGCCGAGCGAUGACAUUCUCCUCAUAGAUGUACGCGAAGAAGCGGAGGUGAUCCAGGGAAACAUCCCGUCCUCGGUCAACAUGCCCAUGUCCACCUUCGAGAAACUCAUCGAGCUCCAUCCCGACGACUUCAUCAAGACCGUCGGCUUCCCGAAACCCAAACCGGAGCAGAAAAUCAUCUUCUACUGUCGCUCGGGCGCACGCUCGGCCAAGGCGCUGGAGAUCGCCAAACUCAAAGGCUUCAAAAACGUGAGGAACUACAAAGGCUCUUGGUUGGAUUGGAUGGACAAGGAAAACGCCUCCUAG